This is a messenger RNA of Euleptes europaea (tarantolino), 1001 nucleotides long. It is a transcript of the gene REEP4, whose product is annotated as receptor accessory protein 4. The transcript is spliced from 7 exons. Lineage: Eukaryota; Metazoa; Chordata; Lepidosauria; Squamata; Sphaerodactylidae. Gene Ontology annotation, cellular component: cytoplasmic microtubule; endoplasmic reticulum membrane; endoplasmic reticulum tubular network. Gene Ontology annotation, biological process: endoplasmic reticulum tubular network organization. The coding region runs from base 1 to 939 and encodes 312 amino acids. The record is from RefSeq and is a predicted model, not a curated record. Gene Ontology annotation, molecular function: microtubule binding.
AUGCCUUCCUCUCCUGUGUCAGGGCAAACAGGAGCGCCCCUCCCCGGGGCCAGCGUGGUUUUGGAAGCCGUGAAGGCCAAAGUGCAGCGGUGGGGCCAGCGGAGCUGCCUCUGGCUGUUGGCAGGGUUGUACAGAUGGUGGCCCACCUGCCUGACCCCUCCUUUCCGUUACAGGCUGCUCUUUGGGAUGCUGUAUCCUGCCUACGCCUCCUACAAGGCUGUGAAAACAAAGAAUAUCCGGGAAUACGUGCGCUGGAUGAUGUAUUGGAUUGUGUUUGCCCUAUUCAUGGCUACGGAAACUGUGGCAGAUACCUUCAUUUCCUGGUUUCCCUUCUACUACGAGAUCAAGAUGGCCUUUGUAGUGUGGCUCCUAUCUCCUUACACGAGGGGGGCAAGCCUGCUGUACCGCAAGUUCAUACAUCCUACACUGUCUCACAAGGAGAAGGAAAUCGAUCAGUUCAUUGUGCAAGCCAAAGAGCGUGGCUACGAGACCCUUGUGAGCUUUGGGAAGAGAAGCCUUAAUGUGGCGGCCACAGCUGCUGUCCAAGCUGCAGCAAAGAGUCAGGGCGCCCUGGCUGGCCGACUGCGGAGCUUCAGCAUGCAGGAUCUGACUUCGAUUCCCGACACAAGCCCGGUUCACUUUUCGGACCCCCUUUACCUGGAGGAGCAGGAGCAGCGGCGGCCAAGAACUGCAACUCGCCCUCUCGGACACAGGACCGCUACCCGACAGGUGGAGUACGAGAGCAAUGAGGAGGACUGCUGGUCAGAUUCUCAGCUCUCCCCUGGGUCCAAAGCCCGCAGCAAGGAGCCUUUAAUUUCCAAGCCGCUGUCUAGGACUCAGAGCCUUCGGCUGGUGAAGAGGAAGCCUUCGGCCAAGGAGGGUUCUACUAGACUGGUGAGAAGCCGCCCAAGAAAGAAGGUGGUGGAUGAGGACAGCUAGGCCACUUCAGAGAACCCUCUUGGACAAAUGAACUAGCACAUGGAAUGGGAGGGGGGUUCUAA